CUCACAAUUUCCAUACUCUCAUUCAAGCUUAAUAUUAUCUUCUCUAUAUAUUUAUAUUUAUAUUUAGUUUUAGUUUUAGUUUUUAUUUUUUGUUCUUUCUUCGUAGAGAAGAAAAAAAUCAAAAUAAUCUUCAAAAAUUCACAACCUCUCUUCUUCUCUAAUCACUCUGCAACUCCAGAUCUGUUAACAUAUAUUCUGUAUAUACACCAAUACAUACAUAUAAUUAAUUAGGUUUCGAUUUCAUAGACAUGGGAACAGAAGUAUUGAGGCCACAAGAUUGUAUCAGAGAAGCUCCGGCGAUCUUCACUCAUCGGAAAAGUUUCCAUCACGGCGUGCCGAAAGUCAACAGGAAACCGGUCAGGCAAGCCAGGCCGGAGAACCGGCGGAAGUCACCGGAGCCGAAAAAACCGGCGACUUUUUCGGAGGACGAUCUAACGCCUAGCAACCCUAAGAUUGUGUUAGGUCAGGUAACGAUACUACGAAGAGGCGAAUCGCUGGAUCUGAAAGUGAAGGCGAGUGAGAAAAAAGAAAUUAGUAAGGAAAUGACGGUGUACGGAACGGGUCGGUUGGGUCCGGAUCCGAAAAACGUCCCGAAACAAGUGAGGUUCGGGUUGCCGGACACGUACGCCGGAUCUGCGUUUUUCACGUCUCCGGCGCCGAGUUCGUUGCCCCUACCGUCCUUUUUCAGGAAGGAUUGUGGCGUCAAGGCGGUGGAUGAUUCGGUAGCGACUAGGGAUUUGAGGCGGUUGUUGAGGCUGGAUUAAAAGGAGCUGUGGUUGUGGUUGUGGUUGGCUUUAUGAUUCUGCUAGUUUGAUUUGAGCUAUUCUCGUGUUUUCAGAGAUGUUUUGAACCUCGCCAUGAUAUUUUUUCACAAGUGGCGAGGACUAAACAUCUGAAAAUAGAGAGCUAGUACCCAAGUGGAUUAGAGGAAUGAUCAUCUAAUUAAUUCUAUUGAGUAACUUAUGAAUAUAUAUAGAUAAGUAUUAUGUAUUUAAGUAGUUUUAUGAAGGUUAUUUAGGGGAAGAUUCACAAGCUUCGUUUGUUAAUAAUGGUUGGUUUGGGUGUGUUAAUAAAUCUUAAGAUGAUUCUUAAGUAAGUAGGGGUGAGUGAUUUAGGUAUGGAAAAUUGGGGAGUAAGAUGUUUUUAUUUUGGAAGAUUGUUAAUUAAGAAGUGUUGGUUCUUGAGGUCUGUGUAGUUUGUAAGCUUUGUUUUCUUAUGUAAACCAGCAGCUGCGAUUGCUAUGUAUCUUGUUGUAAGAUUGUUUGUAUGAUAAUAAUAAAAUUGUGUUUGAGAUA
Molecule: messenger RNA, 1295 nt
Organism: Daucus carota subsp. sativus
Lineage: Eukaryota; Viridiplantae; Streptophyta; Magnoliopsida; Apiales; Apiaceae
Exons: 1
Coding region: 249-764 (171 amino acids)
Source: RefSeq, a predicted model, not a curated record